Messenger RNA from Suillus paluster, 1428 nucleotides. RefSeq lists its product as uncharacterized. Lineage: Eukaryota; Fungi; Basidiomycota; Agaricomycetes; Boletales; Suillaceae. The transcript has 17 exons. The coding region runs from base 1 to 1428 and encodes 475 amino acids. The record is from RefSeq and is a predicted model, not a curated record.
AUGGUCCCCGCCAGAGUCGAACCCGACCUUGCACGAUUGUCAAGGUCCUCAACCGAACCCUUCCAAGCUGGCACUAAAUUUAAGAAAAGAAUCAUCGUGUGUUGCGAUGGAACUUGGCAAGACGGAGUGAUCGUCAAGGAGUGUUGGAAACACACCAACAUCCUGAAAUUAUCGCGGGGAUUGGAACAUGUGGAUGAACGAUCGGGAGUUCCGAUCCCCCAGAUCGUCUACUAUCAGUGUGGCGUCGGAACGGCGCAAAAUCUCUACUCUCAAUAUGUCGAUGGUUCGUGCGGUGUCUUCGUUCAUAUUGAAAAGGUCCAAGAGGCUUAUGCUUUCAUUUCCCAAAACUUCCACCCCGGUGAUGAAAUAUUCCUCUUUGGUUUCUCCAGGGGCGCAUAUACCGCACGGAUGGUAGCAAUGUUCAUCGGUGCCAUCGGCGUCCUAGACCGCACCGACAUGGACCACUUCGCCGACAUAUUUGUGUCGUACCAAAAACUUGGCAAAGAGACUGAUCCAACGAAGAUAGAACAGCUUGAGGCAUCGCUGAGCAAGUGGACCUCCCGCGAUUCUCGUGGCAAGAGACGAGCCGACACUGACAACGACUCUUUCUCAGUAAAAUGUGUCGGUGUCUUUGAUACUGUCGGUUCGGUUGGCCUACCUGAAGAAUUGACGCACAAGUCACCUUCCACCAAAUCUAUUUUCGGCUUCCCCAACAAUGAACUUGGGGAACACAUAGAGCGCGCCUAUCACGCUCUUGCCAUAAACGAAACCAGACUAGACUUUAACUGCUGCAAAUUCGAGCAAACGGAAGGCGGACGACGGAAAGGGCAGAUUUUGAAACAGUGCUGGUUUUCUGGUGAACAUUCAGAUAUCGGAGGCGGCUGGAAAGAUCAUGAUUUGUCUGACCUAACUCUUGCAUGGAUGGUGGCCAAUAUUGGUGACAUGUUGUCCAUUGAUUUCGCAUACAUCGUUUCGCUGCCGGAUCCAGUGGCGCCUUGGGGAGAGCAACAUCCACAUGAUCCGCGCACCGGUAUAUUCUCAAUAUCGCAGGCAAAUGUCAGAAAACUUCCGACAGCCACAGACAACAUCACGCACGAAACAAUCCACCCCUCUGUUCUCCGACAGAAAAACCCAAUCUCAUUCAAUCAUGCGCUUCUUUGCAAGUUGUUGCCUGUUGAGGAAGAGCUGCAGAAGACUUGGCCGUAUAUCGAAGGGAAGCACGACAAACAUCAGUCCAACUUGGAUGGAGCCGUGCAAGCGCAUUCAGUAACUUCUGUCUACUCCAGUUUGUUCUGCAGCUCGCCCAAUUCUGUGGGGACGCACUCGGGUUGUGACAUCCUCGAGACGCAAGUUACAGCAUCCCAGAGUGCCGAUGGUCACACACAAACGACUCGGUUUUCAAGCUUCCGACACAUGUUGGCGUGGUAA